Messenger RNA from Trichobilharzia szidati, 2232 nucleotides. The record is from the annotation of a GenBank genome assembly. Lineage: Eukaryota; Metazoa; Platyhelminthes; Trematoda; Strigeidida; Schistosomatidae.
AUGUCUUUGAAAGUAUUGUUAACGACAGUCUACGUGGUUUCCAUCUUUCUCUGUAACAAUCAAGUGACACCGACUGGUAUUCACAGCGUUCAUUAUUAUGGCUUUAAUACACCAAUGGAGAUUGAACACAGAUAUGAUGCAGAUUUAUUUUUCAAGGGGACAGAAACCUCACCGAAUAAUAUCACUGAGGUUACGACAAACGAAGCAGUUAACAAAUCAUCAAAGAAUAUACGGUUACCACAAACUGUAUUCCCUCAUUUCUAUGAUCUACGGCUUCAAGUUCACAUUCAUGAAAAUGCAGAUACUAAAGACUUCUAUUUCAAUGGAUCUGUGACUAUAAAGAUUCAGUGUUUAGCAGCAACCGCAGAUCUAUUUAUUCAUGCUUAUCCCAAUCUUAAUGUCAGUACUGAUCAAAUCAAAAUAUUUCCGGACGAUAAAGAAGAUGUAAAGAAGUCAGAAAUUCCAAUCCAGACGAUAUCCUACGAUAAAGAUGCUGAAUGGUACCACAUACAGUUAAAAGAAGCAUUACAACCCAAUGCAAGUUAUAAACUGAUAUUUGGUCAAUUUAAUUCUUCACUAAACUACGAACCAGUAGGAUUUUAUCUGAGUCGGUAUGCAGAAAAUGGAACUUAUAAGUAUUUAGCAAGCACACAAUUUGAGUCAACUUAUGCAAGACGCGUAUUUCCUUGUUGGGAUGAACCUGGAUUUAAGGCCGUAUUUCAGUUUACUGUCUGGACAAGACCAGAGAAAAUUGAAUCAGCCAGGUAUGCUUUGGAUAUUGGUAGAAGAAUUCUUACAUACUUUGAAAAUUACUUUGGAGUGCCUUAUCCACUUCCAAAAAUGGAUAUGGUUGCAAUUCCUAACUUUAAAUCUAACGCAAUGGAAAACUGGGGUCUAAUAACAUUUCGAGAAAGUGCACUAUUUUGGAAUCCGUAUACUGGUUCAGCUGCAUCGAAGGAAUGGGUGACAAUUGUUAUUGCUCACGAAUUGGCUCAUCAAUGGUUUGGUAACUUAGUGACGAUGAAAUGGUGGAACAACCUCUGGUUAAAUGAAGGUUUUGCAAGUUUUCUUGAAUACACUGGCACAGACUUUGUUCAACCAGAUUGGAAAUUGGAUGAACGAUUCAUUUUUUCCGAUUUGCAAAGAGCAAUGAUCUCAGAUGCCUCCAUACAAUCGCAUCCUAUUAUUAAUUCAGCUGAAUAUCCAGCCGAGAUUGAGGACAUUUUUGAUCCAAUAACAUACAGUAAGGGUGCUUCGAUCAUCCGGAUGAUGGAGUCAUUUCUUGGACAUGAUGUCUUCUUGAAUGGCUUGAAGGCGGCCAAGAGUGCAAACAAAGUCAUUGAUAUCAAAUCGAUCAUGGAUACUUGGACGAAACAAGCGAAUUAUCCAAUUUUGAUUGUCAACCGAAGUGAUUCCAGCACCUUCCAUUUCAAACAGAUUCACUUCUAUGAACCUGUUAAUGAUUCUAUUUUGCCAUCAGGACACAAUUUCACUUGGAAAAUCCCCAUUACCUACACGACAAAGGAUGGGACAGCGAGUGAAAUCAUAUGGAUGAACAACGCUACUCUGAAGAUGAAGCUCAACGUUAUGCCAAAUGACUGGUACAUAAUAAAUAUUGGACAGAUUGGAUAUUAUAGAGUUCAUUACGUUGAUAAUAACUGCGAAUUACUGACAGAUGAAUUACUCAAGAAUGUCAAGAAUAUUCCAGAUUCUGCACGUCCACAAAUCAUCGGUGAUUUAUUCCAUCUCGCGAAUUUGAUUAUAUUGUUUAUUCUAUCCCCUGUUAACUCUGAAUACACAUUCCAUAGCAUACCGCCUGGUUUGAAAUCAGCCGUUUACUGUACAGCUAUCCGGUUUGGUGGGCAAGCGGAAUGGAAAUUCCUCAGAAGUCAGUACAGUGUUAAUGAAACGGAUGAUGUUGAAAAGGAAAAUAUCUUGACAGGAUUAUCUUGUUCCCGUGAUAUAUGGACGAUGAAACUUGAUGAAUUCACCAAAGAAGUGAUACAGAGUCUUUCUAAUCCAUAUUACAGCUUGAAUAACAAAAAUGAUGGGGAAAAGAUACUGAGUACAGAGGCUGAUUGGCUUCAGUUACCACAAAAUCAUCCACUUAAACGUGGAUUGUACAAUUUGCUAACUACCUCAAAGCGAAAUUUGAAGUGGCUUGACACCCACCUUCACACAAUUGUACAAUGGUUGAAAGAAAACGUUCCUCAUACAGCACAAGAGGUCUAG